UAUUCAUUUGUGGAAUCCUCGACCGAACUCCGAAGGUUCGUCUCCGACUCUUCCAGAGAGACAGAGAGACAGAAAGAUAUAUAUAUAUAUCUCUAUAUCUUUCUCUGUGAGUUCUCUCUUUGGAAAACUGCAUUAUCCCCGUUUGAUAUAUAUAUCAAUUGCAUGCCGUCGGUGGUUGUAUGUCGACGAUAAGGUGGUUGGUUUUGUUAAGAUCAGGAUAAAGCUUUUGCAGAGUGAGUAGUUUUGAAGGAUAAAAAGAAUUCGGUGGGAAGGACGGACGUACGGACAUUAAUUGGAAGGAGAGAUUCUCAGGCGGCCUUCGGUUUCCAUUUCAGGCAGAUUCAUAAUACGAGGCGUAGCUUAGAAAUUGAUAGGAAAGAUGGACAGCAACUGUGAGGGGUCUCACUUAGUUUCAGAGAAAAUUACUCCAGUGGCACCUCCAUUGCCUGCUCCAGCAACAAGCAGUUAUCAUGGAUCACGGGUUAGAGGGUAUUGCUGUGUCUCUACAGCAACAAAAGAUUUGUGGGAGCGCCUCUUUGAUGAAGGGUAUAGAGCUGAUGUUUUUGUUAAUACUGUCAAUGGUGGCAUCAUCUAUGCACAUGCCAAUAUUCUUGGCAUGGCUUCUCCUGUGAUGAAAGGCAUGUUAAAGAAUUCAAAAAGGCGUGAUCGGCAGCGAUCGAUUUCAAUUCGAGGUGUUCCACAUGAUGCAGUUCGAGUUUUCAUUCGAUUCUUGUACUCUUCCUGUUAUGAGAAAGAAGAAAUGGAGGAAUUUGUGUUGCAUUUGUUGGUGCUGUCACAUGUAUUUGUGGUUCCACAGCUGAAGCAAGAGUGCAUGCGACAACUAGAGCAGGGUUUGCUUACCAUAGAGAAUGUAAUUGACAUCUUUCAACUUGCAUUAUUGUGUGAUGCCCCUCGGCUUAGCUUCAUGUGUCACCGUAUGAUUAUGAGGAACUUCAAAGCUGUUUCUGCUACUGAAGGAUGGCAAGCUAUGAAGCAAAGCCAUCCAGUGCUAGAAAGGAAAAUUUUGGAUUCUGUAACUGUUGAAGAUGAUAGGCAAAAGGAGAGGACCAGAAAAUCAAAUGAGAGAAAGAUUUAUCUGCAAUUAUAUGAGGCAAUGGAGGCUCUUGUUCAUAUAUGCAGAGAUGGUUGUCAGACAAUUGGCCCCCAUGAUAAGGACUUCAAAGCAAACCAGGUCCCUUGUAAGUAUGCAGCCUGUAAGGGACUGGAAUUGCUUGUCCGCCAUUUUGCGGGUUGUAAAUUGAGAGUCCCCGGUGGCUGCGUUCAUUGCAAGAGAAUGUGGCAGCUUUUGGAGUUACACUCCCGGCUUUGUGCCAAUUCUGAUGUCUGUAGAGUUCCCUUGUGCAGGAACUUUAAGGAAAAAAUUAGAAGACAGAGCAAGAAGGAUGAGAUGAAGUGGAGAAUACUGGCGGAAAAAUUAUUGAGAACAAAGACCAUUGCAGGAGAACCAUUCUUUUCAUGGGCACUUGCCAGCUCUACAUGACAACAAAGUUUGCUUCUCCUAGAAUCAGCCUUAACUGUAAAUAAGUUGUAAUUGCCUCUUUAUAGAGAAAAAGUUGGCCCAAAAGUUAGUGGUGUUCCUUUGUAUCUCAGUGUGAAAUUAUAAAGCAGAGGAUCACUUCCUCCCAAACCACAUGCCUUUAUCAUUCCCUGGAAUGUAUACCAAAAAGCUUGAUAUAUUGCUAAAUGUUGGACAUUCUCG
Corylus avellana is the source of this 1720-nucleotide messenger RNA. Its product is annotated as BTB/POZ and TAZ domain-containing protein 4. Gene Ontology annotation, molecular function: protein binding. NCBI's taxonomy places the organism in Eukaryota, Viridiplantae, Streptophyta, Magnoliopsida, Fagales, Betulaceae. The record is from RefSeq and is a predicted model, not a curated record.